AUGGUUCUACCACAAGUAGAUGAAGCAUUGAAAGCAGAAGAGAUGCUUGUAUAUGCUUCCGCGGAAUACGCUACGGAUUUCUCGUUUGAAAGAGAGUUUCGCCUGGACGACGGAAGUAGACCGACCUUAGCCUUGAAGGGGUUAAAGGAUGACUUGGCAAAGUGGACAAGAGAGGUCCUGGGUGUUGUGCUCUCAGGAAAUGUGAGCAGUCUGCAGACAGAUUGGGACAGGGACGACUUGGAUAAACCCAAACCUGAAAACAUGACCAUUGAUCGAAAGUAUGAGAUUGCGUUAAGCGAGAUUACUGUUGAUUUUUGUGGUUUAGUAUCUGGCAUUGAUAUGGUUAAGACAGACGAGGAUUUCAGAAAGACACUCUGUGACCUUGACAAUGGUGUUGACAAAUUUCAGACUUGGUGGUGUAAUCAUAGAGAGGAAGCUGAGGUUUUCAAAUUGUACGCCCUUGAAUUGCUGGCAGAGCAGGAAAACCCAUAUGCCCGUAACCUGUUCCAGCUCCUGUCUCAGUCCCAGGCCCUACCUCCUUAUGACUUUGACUAUCCCUCUUCUCAGGGACUCACAGCUGCCCCAGCCUCUAUUUCAGAGGGCAACAGAGGCAUGAGGCAGUCUACAGGUGAUGAGAGACUGAUGGUCCAGGAUGUCAUGGAACACCUCACAAUGCCUGGAGUGAACUUUUUGCCAUCCAAAAGGGGAGCAAUUGCGGCUGCCUGUCAAAUUCAGUCAUACCGCCGCAAUGGCGUGUCUCAAACAGUCUUAAAGGCAACAAGAGCUAGAACCACUAUUUAUAGACAAAAUCCUCCAAACUGA
This is a messenger RNA of Tremella mesenterica DSM 1558, 822 nucleotides long. RefSeq lists its product as uncharacterized. The transcript is spliced from 6 exons. NCBI's taxonomy places the organism in Eukaryota, Fungi, Basidiomycota, Tremellomycetes, Tremellales, Tremellaceae. The record is from RefSeq and is a predicted model, not a curated record. Bases 1 to 822 code for a protein of 273 amino acids.